Messenger RNA from Mucor velutinosus, 1794 nucleotides. RefSeq lists its product as uncharacterized. The record is from RefSeq and is a predicted model, not a curated record. The coding region runs from base 1 to 1794 and encodes 597 amino acids. The transcript has 6 exons. Gene Ontology annotation, molecular function: protein binding. Lineage: Eukaryota; Fungi; Mucoromycota; Mucoromycetes; Mucorales; Mucoraceae.
AUGUCUGUUGAUAAAGCAGAGCUAUACAAGGUUCUUUUCUCCUACGACACUGACAAAGACGAUGAAUUAGCCCUCAAAGAAGGAGAGACAAUCCGCAUUACAGGCAAAGAUAGUCCAGAUUGGUGGUUAGCGCAAAGAAUAGAUGAUAGCAAGAAAUCAGGCCUUGUGCCAAGCAAUUUUAUUGAAAAGAUACCCAGCGAAGGUAUGACACUGGCCAUUGUCAUUCAAGAUUAUUCAGCUCAAGCGCCCGAGGAACUAUCGUUGCAAAAGAACAGAAUUGUCACUGUGUUGGACCGCAAUGUCGCUGAGGGUUGGUGGAAGGGCGACUUGAAUGGAAAAAUUGGUGUUUUUCCGGCCAACCACGUGGAAUUUGUGGAAGAAGGCGUUCAUCCGGGUGAUAAUGAUAGUAAAUUAAAGAAGGACGCAUUCAAGCUGGCUUCGUAUGGCGUUAAACAAGGCGGUAUUGGUAGUAUCCUUGCUGGUGGGUUUAAUUUAAAGAGAACAGGUACCUCCAGCAACAGAGCGUCAUUGAACGAAAGACCUGCCUCCAAUGGACCCUCCAACGAAUCACAUGCACCAUCUAUUCCAACGAAACCUCAUCCUUCAUUAAUCAAACCUACUACAAGCAGCAAUAUGCCCGCCUCAGCUAAACUGAAUAUCAAUACGGCCCCUGAACCCGUCAAAAGCAACGGAGAAAGAGCCAUGGUGCUUCAUGAUUACAAACCCGAGAAUGAAGAUGAAAUCAAGCUGAUGAGAGGUGAAUACGUAACUGUCAUUGAUCAUAUGGAGAAUGAUGGAUGGUGGAAAGGCAUCAGCGAAAGUGGAGCCACUGGCAUUUUUCCCUCUAAUUUUGUGCAAAUUUUGGAAGACGAGAAACCACCUCAAAGGCCUAUUCGCGCUAGGCCUGCUACUGUAAAGACAGAGUCAUCGCCCAACAAUACACCUGCAGCUGCCGAAAGUACCAACAUGGCUCGCCCUCCACCUGUCCCUGCAGCCACUCGACCCACCUCUUUAUUGUCUAAUCGCGAGAGCCAUUCCUCCACAUCCAGUGUUGGCUCACCACCACCUCCUCGUCCUAUUACUACACCGCCCAGAUCUCUGACAACACCUCCUGUUCCAACUCGUCGCACUAAUUCCAUCAUGUCACCCUCCUCAAAUCACAGCGAUACUUUAGGUAGUCAUGGGCACAGACGUAUUCCCUCUAUCCCAUUAACAUCGCCUGAUUUGCCUCCCAUGUCUCCCGUACACGAAAGGCCAACAAGACCUAUUCCUCGCCCUACAUCCACCACGUCAACCGAUUCUGCAGCCACAGUGCCCAUUGUACCUAGUCGAGCGAAUCGUAGCAUGAGCCCCGAGAAUAAUGUCGCAAUGAGCAAUAUGGCUAAACCACCAAAGAUCAAUUUUGGAUCCAAGAGCACUUCUACGCCUGUGGUAGCUCCUGUUCGCUCACCCUCCACUAGCAGACCUUGCUCCAUCAAUGACACAUUGGACAGAGGAGAAUCAUUACCUCCUCCUCCCAAGCGAACCAUGCCACCACUUCCUGAGGCACCACCGCCAGCAGUUUCGACUGAACGAGUAAAGCCGCCUCAUCCUACUAGUGCACUCCCCUCAACACCACUCUCAAAUGAUCAAGCAGACACUGAAGAUGAGUUAGAUGCUAAAAUUCGACGACUGAUCCGAGCAGAGACCAACAAAAUCCGCAGAGAGUUUGAAACUCGAUUAGAAGAUGAACGCAUUGAACGUCUCAGACUUCAAGUUGAGCUUGAAGAAUUGCGAGCAAGUUUGAAUCAAUAA